Messenger RNA from Cajanus cajan (pigeon pea), 1080 nucleotides. RefSeq lists its product as uncharacterized. The record is from RefSeq and is a predicted model, not a curated record. NCBI's taxonomy places the organism in Eukaryota, Viridiplantae, Streptophyta, Magnoliopsida, Fabales, Fabaceae.
AUGCAAUCCUCCCUCCUCGACCACUGGAAGUCCCUUCCGUUAGACAAGUAUGACGGAACCACCGACCCCGACGAGCACGUCGACAUUUUCCUCACCCAGGUCACUCUCAGCACCAUUGACGACGCUGCCCUAUGUCGCAUUUUUCUAACAUCUUUGAAGGGAAGAGCAUUGAGUUGGUUCACUCGUCUCCCGGCCAACUCGAUCGACUCUUUUAACACCCCAGCAUCCCAGUUCACCAUCCAGUUUGCCACCAGCCGGCCUCACCAACUAACCUCCCUCGCGCUGGUGAGCAUAAGACAAGAGAAGAAGGAAUCCCUUCGGACCUUCAUGAGCCGAUUCAACAAAGCGGCUCUUGAAAUCCGAGACCUGAAUCUGGCCGUCGCCCUUCAUCAUCUGACUACAGCUCUAAAGCCAGGACCGUUUGCUAACAAUAUCUGCAAGAAACCCCCGUCUGACAUGGACGAUUUGAGACGCCGCGCCGACAAAUAUAUGCAGAUGGAGGAACUUACGGAAUUCCGCAAUCAGGCCAGGGCGGAGGUAGCAGCCAAAGUCGAGAAGCCGGCCGAAAGCUCUUACCGAAGCCGCCCCAAGGACCUCGUCCCAAGAGACAAACCUAUUCGCGGACCGAGGUACUCUCAUUACACUCCGCUAAAUACCAGCCGAUCGGCUGUAUUGGACCAAGCACUUGCUUCGGAGGUCCUGGCAGUAGCAAAACGAGCCUCGACCCCUCCGCGUGCCGACACAAGCAAGUCCUGUAAAUAUCAUCGCAACCGGGGUCACUCGACUGAAGAAUGCGCAGCUCUAAAAGACAAGAUUGAGGACUUAAUCAAGCAAGGGCAGCUCCAACGUUUUGUCGACCGACCUCGUUCUCCCCGAUACGAUGAUCAUCGGCACCAUCGAGGUCAGCCUGACCAAGACCAAACCGACAGGCGUCCCUACCGGGAACGAAGCCGGUCGAGGGGCCGAAAGGAAGACGAGCCGACAACCCAACCCCGAAGGGUCAUCAAUAAUAUCACCGGCGGAUUCGCAGGCGGAGGUUCCACCUCCUCAGCACAGAAAAGACAUCUGCGAGCUGUCUGA